CUCUUUACCCUCUCCCCCUCCCCCUCCCCCGGUGAGUUCAUAGGCGCCCUAGCCCUGGAAAGAGCUAUGCCAAGGAGGACUAGUAAGGGUCGCCAAAGGAUUGCCAUGGCCAGGAUAGAAAAUGAAAGCAACCUCCAAGUAACCUUUUCGAAACGUCGUUCUGGCCUUUUCAAGAAGGCCAGUGAGAUAGCCAUUCUUUGUGGCGUCGAGGUGGUGAUCAUCGUUUUUUCACCCGGCCAUAAGGUCUUCUCCUUUGGCCACCCUAGUGUGGAAGAAAUCACUAACAGGUUCCUGACUGGGACCCCUCCACCAUCCCGCCCCACCAACCAGCUCAUGGAGGCUCAUCGGAACGCCUGUGCUCAUGACCUCAAUAUCAAGCUGGCCAACAUACAGGCUAUGUUAGAAGUCGAGAGGCAGCGUGCAACUGUGCUUGACCAUGCUAUAGCUUUGAGCAGGAGCCAUCGUCAAUGCCAGUGGAAGGCUCCUCUUCAGGAGCUGAACUUGGAUGAGCUUAUGGAGUUGGAAGGUGCCAUGGAAGGGCUCAAGGCUAACGUGGAAAAGCAAAGUGAAAAGUUCAUGCAAGAGCACCAACAAAAUCCUUCGAACUUUUCGCAGGGAUUGAGUUCUUUUGGAGGUGGAGGGUCAGGUUCUUUUGGAGGUGGAGGUGCUUGGACGAGUUCUUUAGGAGGAGGUGGUACUGAUGUUUUCUCUUUCCCCCCUGGUCCAAGUUCUUUUGGAGAACGUGGUAUUUGUGUUUCGCAAUUUCUCAAAGGGUCGCGUCUUUUCCGAGGUGGUGGUGGUACUGGUGGCGCUCUGUCAUUUCCGACAGGACCAAAUUCUUUUGGAGCAGGUGGCAGUUCUGGUGGUGCUCUGUCAUUUUCGACAGGGCCAAAUUUUUCUAGAGGAGGUGGUGGCACUCCAACAUUUUCGACAGGGCCGAAUUCUUUUGGAGUUGGUGAUGCCUUGCCAUUUUCCAUAGGGAAGGAUUUUUCCAGAGGCGGUGGCAGUGGUGUUUUGCCAUUUUCUAGGGGUUCAAGUUCUUUUGGAGGUGGUGAUGGUGCUCUGCCAUUUUCCACAUGGCCUAGUACUUCUCUCGGAGGCAUCAGUAGUAUUAGUGGUACUCUGCCAUUUCCUGGCGAAUCAAGUUCUUCUGGACGUGGCGAUGAUGGCAAUAUCUUUCCGGUUCCUCCAGGGCCGAGUUCUUUUGGACAAGGUGGUGCUCUGUCAUUUCCUUCACGACCAAGUUCUUUUGGCAGUGGCAGUGGAAGUCGCGGCGGUGCUUUUCCAUUUUCUCAACAAACAAGUUCUUAUGGACGUGGCGGUGAUGGCGCCGGUUCUGGUGGUGGGUUUUACUGA
This is a messenger RNA of Rhododendron vialii, 1356 nucleotides long. RefSeq lists its product as uncharacterized. The transcript is spliced from 3 exons. The coding region runs from base 67 to 1356 and encodes 429 amino acids. Gene Ontology annotation, biological process: positive regulation of transcription by RNA polymerase II. Gene Ontology annotation, molecular function: DNA-binding transcription factor activity, RNA polymerase II-specific; protein dimerization activity; RNA polymerase II cis-regulatory region sequence-specific DNA binding. NCBI's taxonomy places the organism in Eukaryota, Viridiplantae, Streptophyta, Magnoliopsida, Ericales, Ericaceae. The record is from RefSeq and is a predicted model, not a curated record.